Molecule: messenger RNA, 570 nt
Organism: Marasmius oreades (fairy-ring Marasmius)
Lineage: Eukaryota; Fungi; Basidiomycota; Agaricomycetes; Agaricales; Marasmiaceae
Gene: SAR1
Product: COPII coat GTPase
Exons: 8
Coding region: 1-570 (189 amino acids)
Biological process (GO): endoplasmic reticulum to Golgi vesicle-mediated transport; intracellular protein transport; vesicle organization
Cellular component (GO): COPII vesicle coat; endoplasmic reticulum exit site
Molecular function (GO): GTP binding; GTPase activity
Source: RefSeq, a predicted model, not a curated record
AUGUUCAUCCUUAACUGGUUUUGGGACGUUCUUGCGCAACUUGGCCUUCUUCACAAGAACGCCAAAAUUCUUUUCCUUGGUCUUGACAAUGCAGGAAAAACUACCUUGCUCCACAUGUUGAAGAACGACCGUCUUGCUACUCUGCAGCCUACCCUCCACCCUACCUCGGAGGAACUCGCUAUUGGAAACGUCAAGUUCACCACAUACGAUUUGGGUGGACAUCAGCAGGCCCGGCGCCUCUGGAAAGACUACUUUCCUGAAGUCGACGGCAUCGUCUUCCUCGUCGACUGUGCCGAGCACGAACGCUUCAGCGAGUCAAAAGCUGAACUAGACGCUCUGUUGUCUAUCGAGGAGUUGUCGAAGGUGCCAUUCUUAAUUCUGGGCAACAAGAUUGAUGCACCAGGUGCAGUUAGCGAGGAGGAGUUGAGACACCAUCUUGGUCUUUAUCAAACCACCGGAAAGGGCAAGGUACCGCUCAAUGACAUCCGACCAAUUGAAAUUUUCAUGUGUUCAGUUGUUAAUAGACAAGGAUAUGGCGAAGGUUUCCGUUGGCUAUCACAAUACAUAUAA